CUCUGGGUCUCUGUCCCCCGCCCUGGGCCUCUGUCCCCCUCUCUCAGGGACCCUGUUCUGCUGGGUCCCUGUAUUUUUCUCGGGGUACCCCCUCAACACCCCUCUUCCUGUCUGCACCUGCUUGACUUUCUGCAGUCUCUGCUUUCCAACCUGCCUUCCAGCCUCCACUGGUAGGUGGGGAGUGGAAGGGAACACCCUGGUUUGGGAAGAGUGACAAUAUGUUGAUUUGUGGGGGUGGGGGUGGGGCCUGGGGCGGGGCUUCUUGGCCUCAGAUUAGACAGUGACUUUGAGACGAAGUUGAAGCACCUUAAGCCCUGUGUCUCCUUUAUAUGGAAACAUUAAGCUGCUCUCGCAGGUCAGGUGGAGGAUCCCUUUCCCUCCUGCCCUGAUUUUGCCGGGGAGGGGGUGCCCUGAGCCCGAGUAGCAGCCAGCUUGGGAGCUGGACCAUGUUGGCCGCAGACAGCCCCCUGGUGAAGGUUCCCAUCGGCUUUGGGAGGUAGACACAGGUCUGCUUCACAGGGCUGAGGUGGGACCGGAGGAUUUCAGGGGCAGAGUUCUGGAAAGGAAAGAAAGGCUGAGGACCCAACCAGCAUUCCCCCUGGCACUGGGGGUGGGGCCCUGGCCAGCUCAUGGCGUUCCCAGAGCCUGUUUCCUGACUGUGAAAGGGGGUGAUGAUCUUCACCUCCCGGCAUCCCGAGCAGUCAAGCAGGUUGGGGGCGCCCGCCCCCCAGUAGGCCAAGUGGAGGGGGUCCCUCCGCCCAAUGGGCCUGGCCAGGGCCCUACGCCGCCUCAGCGGCGUCCUGGAUUCAGGAGACAGCCGGGCUGGCGAUGAAGAGGAGGCCGCACCGGGUCUGUGCCGCAACGGGUGGGCACCGGCGCCGGUGCAGUCACCGGUGGGCCGGAGCCGCGGUCGCUUCGUCAAGAAGGACGGACACUGCAACGUGCGCUUCGUGAACCUGGGCGGCCAGGGCGCGCGCUACCUGAGCGACCUGUUCACCACGUGCGUGGACGUGCGCUGGCGCUGGAUGUGCCUGCUCUUCUCCUGCUCCUUCCUUGCCUCCUGGCUGCUCUUUGGCCUGGCCUUCUGGCUCAUCGCCUCGCUGCACGGCGACCUGGCCGCCCCGCCACCGCCCGCGCCCUGCUUCUCGCACGUGGCCAGCUUCCUGGCCGCCUUCCUCUUCGCGCUGGAGACGCAGACGUCCAUCGGCUACGGCGUGCGCAGCGUCACCGAGGAGUGCCCGGCCGCCGUGGCCGCCGUGGUGCUGCAGUGCAUCGCCGGCUGCGUGCUCGACGCCUUCGUCGUGGGCGCCGUCAUGGCCAAGAUGGCCAAACCCAAGAAGCGCAACGAGACGCUGGUCUUCAGCGAGAACGCCGUCGUGGCGCUGCGCGACCACCGCCUCUGCCUCAUGUGGCGCGUCGGCAACCUGCGCCGCAGCCACCUGGUGGAGGCCCACGUGCGGGCCCAGCUGCUGCAGCCUCGUGUGACCCCAGAGGGGGAGUACAUCCCGCUGGACCACCAGGAUGUGGACGUGGGCUUUGAUGGAGGCACCGAUCGUAUCUUCCUCGUGUCCCCCAUCACCAUCGUCCAUGAGAUCGACUCGGCCAGUCCUCUGUAUGAGCUAGGACGUGCUGAGCUGGCCAGGGCUGACUUCGAGCUGGUGGUCAUUCUCGAGGGGAUGGUUGAGGCCACAGCCAUGACCACACAGUGUCGCUCAUCCUACCUCCCUGGUGAACUGCUCUGGGGCCAUCGUUUUGAGCCAGUUCUCUUCCAGCGUGGCUCCCAGUAUGAGGUCGAUUAUCGCCACUUCCAUCGCACUUACGAGGUCCCAGGGACGCCGGUCUGCAGUGCUAAGGAGCUGGAUGAACGGGCAGAGCAGGCUUCCCACAGCCUCAAGUCUAGCUUCCCUGGCUCUCUGACUGCAUUUUGUUAUGAAAAUGAACUUGCUCUGAGCUGCUGCCAGGAGGAAGAUGAGGACGAUGAGGCUGAGGAAGGGAACGGGGAGGAGACAGAAGAUGGGGCUUCCAGCCCCCGAGUUCUCACACCAACCCUGGCGCUGACCCUGCCUCCAUGAUGCAAACUGGUGUCCCCCUCCCCAUGUGUGCCCCCUUCCCCGAGGUAGCAAGAUGGAGAGAUAGGGUUCUCUCCUGGGAUGGGGGCACGUGUUCUUGAAAACCAACAGGUCUGCUGGGUACCUGACUAGGUGGUAAGGUUCUGCUAUGCCUGGUGACCCACCAUGGACAUCCUGGACCUUAAUUCCUCUGCUUCUGUGCUCCCUCCUGAGAUCCCUUUAUGAACCCAAUUCCUGAGUCUCACCGGAAUUCUGGAUCACCCAAGAGGAAAAGACUGGUGGUUCUAGAUUCUUCUGUAUGGGUGGAACUGGAUUGCUACCAGGGUGAGAAACCAGUGGUAUAGACCACCUCUGGGGGAGCAAGUUGAUAGUUCUUGGACAGCAUCACAGAUCAAGGGUUUGUAGGUCUGGAUUCACCUAAGAUUCAAGGGAGUGUUGCUUCUCAACUCAGCCAACCGAGCAGCAAAACCAUCUGGGAGGGAAGGUUAUGGAAUGCCCUAGGCAUUCAAGAUCAUCUUGGUUGACCAAA
Messenger RNA from Cebus imitator (Panamanian white-faced capuchin), 2598 nucleotides. It is a transcript of the gene KCNJ14, whose product is annotated as potassium inwardly rectifying channel subfamily J member 14. Gene Ontology annotation, molecular function: inward rectifier potassium channel activity. Lineage: Eukaryota; Metazoa; Chordata; Mammalia; Primates; Cebidae. Gene Ontology annotation, biological process: potassium ion import across plasma membrane; regulation of monoatomic ion transmembrane transport. The record is from RefSeq and is a predicted model, not a curated record. Bases 762 to 2072 code for a protein of 436 amino acids. The transcript has 3 exons. Gene Ontology annotation, cellular component: plasma membrane.